Molecule: messenger RNA, 1761 nt
Organism: Aegilops tauschii subsp. strangulata
Lineage: Eukaryota; Viridiplantae; Streptophyta; Magnoliopsida; Poales; Poaceae
Product: probable methyltransferase At1g29790
Molecular function (GO): methyltransferase activity
Source: RefSeq, a predicted model, not a curated record
AGUGCGCGCUAAGAUAAGCACUCGCUCGCGACCCAUCAAGCAGUGCCAAUCCAUGGCCAAAAACCAAUGGAGUGAAUUCCAAGAACCAAGAGGGCUCGAGAUAAUUUCCACACCAUUGGCACCGUGCGCUCCGCUUGGUUCUUUGCUUGCCGCGCCGGUGGACGUCCAUUGAUCCGCCGAUGGAGGCGUUCUUCUGCCUGGCGCGGUGCCGGUUCAGUCGGCUCAUGGUGGUCAUGCAGCUGGUGAUGGGCGUGUUCGUGAUCUGCAUCAGCAUGGCCAGCCUCCACCGCUUCUACACCACCGACUCCUUCCUCCCGGGGCUCGACGACUCCGCCAACUGCGCCAGGCUCCACACCGUCGGCGCCGACGGGUACGCCGGCUUCGACAUCCGCGCGCUGGCGGACCGCGUCGACGACGUGCUCGUCCAGCUCGCCGAGCUCCAGGACAAGCUGGAGGCCACGGCGCUCAAGAUCGGCAAGAAGACCAAGAAGGGCAAGGCGCACAGCAAGCAGGAGAACAUGACCUUGCCGGAGUUCAGGCGGUUCCUCGAGGACGAGGUCAUCCACCCGCUCUACGGCGCGCACAUCUCCCUCCGGCUGAUCCGCAUCCCCCGCCCCGAUCCCGACGGCGGCGACGAUGACGCCCCGGUCGUCGACCCGCUCGUCAACUUCUUCAUGGCGGAGGAGACGCGCAAGUACGUGACCACCAAGGGCAACCGCGAGGGCCGGCCCAACGUGUACGGCACCAACCGGACGUACGGCACCAUCGGCCACGCCUGCGUGCUGAUGCGGCGGGAGCUGGACGAGUACAUGAGCUACGACGUCGGCUCCUACUGCCCGGACGACUGGGACCUGGGCCAGCGCCUCAUGCUCGGCGGCUGCGACCCGCUGCCGCGCCGCCGCUGCCUCGCCCGGGCCUCCAAGCUGUUCCAGCGCCCGCUGCCCAUCAACGAGUCGCUGUGGAAGCUCCCCGACGACGGCAACGUGCGGUGGAGCCGCUACCACUGCCGCGGCUACCGGUGCCUGUCCGCCAGGAACCCGCGGCCAGGGUACAGCCGGUGCGUGGGGUGCUUCGACAUGGACCGGGAGAAGCGGCGGUGGGUCAACGACACCAGCCGCAACGCGUCCCUGGCCGACUUCCGCAUCGAAGAGGUGCUUGCGGUGAAGCCCGGCGAGGUGCGGAUCGGGCUGGACGUGAGCGUGGGCACGGGCAGCUUCGCGGCGCGCAUGCGGGAGCGCGGCGUAACCAUCGUGUCGGUGGCGCUCAACCUGGGCGCGCCGUUUGCGGAGACGGUGGCGCUGCGCGGCCUGGUGCCGCUCUAUGCCACCAUGAGCCAGCGGCUGCCCUUCUUCGACAACACCAUGGACAUGGUGCACACGGCGGGGUUCUUCGAGGGGUGGGUGGACCUGCAGCUGCUGGACUUCGUGCUCUUCGACUGGGACCGCGUGCUCCGCCCCGGCGGCCUGCUCUGGGUCGACAGGUUCGCCUGCGCGCGGAGGGACCUCGACGACUACAUGUACAUGUUCCUCCAGUUCAGGUACAAGAAACACCGCUGGGUCGUCUCCUUCAAGUCCAAGGACGAGGUCUACCUCUCCGCUCUCCUCGAGAAGCCGCCAAGGUCAUGAUCCAUCAACACUUUCCUGUGUUCAGCUGGCGGUGUAUACGUACUUUCUUGUGUGAUUAGAUUGUUGCCCGUGCUGAAUUUCUACUAGUUAUAUGAUUCAAUCUAACAUGAUGGUGAAUAAAAAGGCAGUAAUGCUA